This is a messenger RNA of Ciona intestinalis (vase tunicate), 1895 nucleotides long. The record is from RefSeq and is a predicted model, not a curated record. NCBI's taxonomy places the organism in Eukaryota, Metazoa, Chordata, Ascidiacea, Phlebobranchia, Cionidae.
UUAUAUAUAUUACAUACAAUCAUUCAUGUAUUAUAUCAUUAUAGAUUUGAAAGUGACACAACAACAAGAUGAGACAGAUAGCGUUGUUGCUUUGUAUGAUUUUGAACCCCAAGAAGCUGGUGAUGUGGGAUUAGUAGCGGAUGAGGUUUACACAGUGUUGGAAACAAGUCGACCACAUUGGUGGAAGGUUCGCAACAAACGAGGGGAGGAGGGGUACGUGCCAGCUAAUUAUGUAAAGUAUCGGACGAAAGAUGGUUUAGAAACAAUGAGUUGGUUUCAGCGCGAUAUGACUCGACAACGAGCCGAAUAUUUAUUAAAGCAAGAUGGAAAAGAAGGGAAUUUUAUCGUUCGUAAUUCAUCCCAGCCCUCAGUGGUUUAUACUUUAUCUAUCGUUACUAAAGGAGGACAAAUUAAUGGACCAGCUAUCGUGAAGCAUUACCAUAUAAGAAAAAAUCAAAAUGAUGAAUUUUAUCUUUCGGAAAAACAUUUCUUGCCAACUAUAAAGGAAUUGAUCAACUACCACAAACAUAACGCUGGAGGUUUAGUUACGAGGCUACGGCAAGCUCCAGUAUCAAUAGCGGGGAAUUCCCAGCCAGCCACCCAUCUGUUCAGCAACUCACAUUGGGAGAUUGAUAUCAACGAACUACAGUUCAUGAAAGAACUUGGAAGCGGACAGUUUGGUGUGGUUCAACUUGCAUCAAUACGUGGCAAACAACUGGUUGCUGUGAAAAUAAUGAAGGAAGGGACGAUGGAGGAGGAUCAUUUUAUUGAAGAGGCCGAAGUUAUGACUAAACUGACCCACCCGAACCUUGUUGAGUUAUACGGGGUUGUCGUGAAACAGCGACCGAUCUGUAUUGUCACUGAGUUUAUGGAAGAAGGUUGUUUGCUGGAUUAUAUUCGGAAACAUACGCACCUACAGAACCAUCCGGAAACUUUACUAGAUAUGUCUUGCCAGAUAUGUUCUGCUAUGAAAUAUCUUGAAACAAAUAAUUUAAUUCAUCGUGAUCUGGCUGCAAGGAAUUGCUUGGUUGGGAAAAACAUGUUGGUGAAAGUAGCCGACUUUGGUCUGACCAGAUAUGUUCUUGAUGAUGAAUACACCAGCUCGCUUGGGAGCAAAUUCCCCAUCAAAUGGGCGGCCCCGGAAGUUUUGAACUUUACUAAAUUUAGCUCAAAGUCGGAUGUUUGGGCAUUUGGAAUUCUAAUGUGGGAACUUUUUACAGGAGGCAAAAUGCCGUACAGAGCAUUAAGCAACACCGAGGUUGUAGAACGAGUUGCCGUCGGUCAUCGGUUGGAACGACCACAAAGUUGCCCUCAUGAUGUUUAUCUACUUAUGUUGAAAACAUGGGACAUGGAGCCAGAAAAACGGCCGUCGUUUGAAAUCCUUUCAAUGGAAAUUGAAGAUAUUGUUGACAUUGUGAAUGCAGCGUGCAUGCCAGAGGGAAUGUACGAUGUGGAGUGAACAGAAAUAGUUAUGCAGAAAAAAAGUUUAAAAACUUUUAGCGUCUCAUCUUGUACACCAGUGUGUAUUUUACAUUCAAUGAUAAAGUCUUGACAGAUGGCGGACAAAAGUAAGAAAUACUACGUUAAUUCCAGAUGAGCCGCUAAUAGAUUAUUUACAUCAUGCCUGGUAGCAGAAGUAACAUAAUCAAGUUUGAACCAGCAUUUCUUCAAUUGCACUUUUACUGUGUUUUGUGCAACUAGAUUGCACAUUAUAUUUCAUUUGAUGUUUUAAGGUUAUUAUUUUUUAUGUUGGUUUCUUAAUGUUUAUUUUUAAUUGAACUCCAGCAAAUGAUUGCUGGGUACGUAGAAGGUACCAUUGUUAUUACUGUGCAAUUAAGCGAUUAGAUUUAUUCAGUGCAAUUUGAAAUCAAUAAAUCCUGGUUACUAAUUGAAAA